This is a messenger RNA of Chinchilla lanigera (long-tailed chinchilla), 2872 nucleotides long. RefSeq names its product kinesin family member 2C (gene Kif2c). NCBI's taxonomy places the organism in Eukaryota, Metazoa, Chordata, Mammalia, Rodentia, Chinchillidae. The record is from RefSeq and is a predicted model, not a curated record. Gene Ontology annotation, molecular function: ATP binding; microtubule binding; microtubule motor activity. Gene Ontology annotation, biological process: microtubule-based movement. The transcript is spliced from 20 exons. The coding region runs from base 331 to 2367 and encodes 678 amino acids.
UGGUAAGAAGUUUCUGUGCCAGUAGAAAUGUAGGUAGGCUUAGGGUUAGGUAGCAGCUGUCGGGGAACUUGCUCUUGCCUGUAAGAUCCUGGAGGCCCUCGCUCUUGACUGUCACCAGACGACUCAUUUCCUCCCCGAGUCAGCCAGCAGGGGCCAGUCAGUCAGCUCAGGGGCUGUGCCCAGAGGCCCCCGCUUCCAGGAGGACAGGAGAGUCGGUGGCCUGGUUCCUCCGUGCACUGCCUAUUUGCCUGUCCAUCUGCCUUCUCUUCAGUUCAUUCUCAUUCCUGAGAUCUGGCUUUGGCUUGGACAUCAGACACCCGUAUCCACCUAAUGCCAAUGAUUGAUUUUGAGGAUGUGGCUGCAAUAAACCCAGAACUCUUACAGCUUCCUCCUUUGUACCCGAAGGACAAUCUGCCCCUGCAGGAGAAUGUAACUGUCCAGAAACAGAAACGCAGAUCAGUCAACUCUAAAAUUCCCGCUCCAAAAGAAGGUAAACGGAUUUCUGGUCUCCGAAGCCGCUCUACGCGCAUGCUCGCUAUCCCAGAGGCACGAGCCCCCGCUCAGGAGAAUGAUAUGGAGAUAGAGCUGCCCGCGUCUACCAACUCUCGAAAGCAGUUUCCAGCUGCUGCUCGGCCCUUUAGGCCCUCCUGCCCCGCAGUGCCUGAAAUACCACUGACGAUGAGCAUCGAGGAGGUGGAAGCGCACGGCCACUCCACCCGAGGCAGCUCCUCUGCACACCCUGUGAGCUCAGUUCGGAGGAAAUCAUGUAUCGUGAGAGAAAUGGAAAAGAUGAAGAACAAACGGGAAGAGAAGAAGGCCCAGAAUUCUGAAAUGAGAAUAAAGCGAGCCCAGGAAUAUGAUAACAGCUUUCCAAACUGGGAGUUUGCCCGGAUGAUUAAAGAAUUUCGGGCUACUCUAGACUGUCGUCCACUUACUAUGACUGAUCCUGUAGAAGAGCACAGGAUCUGUGUCUGUGUUAGGAAACGGCCACUAAAUAAACACGAAUUGACCAGAAAAGAAAUUGAUGUGAUUUCCAUUCCAAACAAGUGUCUCCUCUUGGUGCAUGAACCCAAAUUAAAAGUGGACUUAACAAAGUAUCUGGAGAACCAGACCUUCUAUUUUGAUUUUGCAUUUGAUGAAACAGCUUCAAAUGACGUUGUCUACAGGUUCACAGCAAGGCCACUGGUACAGACAAUUUUUGAAGGAGGAAAAGCAACUUGUUUUGCAUAUGGACAGACAGGAAGUGGAAAAACUCAUACUAUGGUUGGAGACCUGGCUGGCAAAUCCCAGAACGCAUCCAAAGGGAUCUACGCCAUGGCCUCCCAGGAUGUCUUCCUCUUGAAGAAUCAGCCCCGCUACCGCAACCUGGGCCUGGAAGUCUACGUAACAUUCUUCGAGAUCUACAAUGGGAAGCUGUUUGACCUGCUUAAUAAGAAGGCCAAGCUGCGCGUGCUGGAGGACGGCAAGCAACAGGUGCAGGUGGUGGGGCUGCAGGAGCACCUGGUUAACUGUGCAGAGGACGUCAUCAAGAUGAUCGACAUGGGCAGUGCCUGCAGGACCUCUGGACAGACAUUUGCCAAUUCCAACUCCUCCCGCUCCCAUGCCUGCUUCCAGAUUCUUCUUCGAACCAAAGAGAGGAUGCACGGCAAGUUCUCUUUGGUGGAUCUGGCAGGAAACGAGCGAGGUGUAGACACCUCUAGCACUGACUGGCAGACCCGUGUGGAGGGCGCCGAAAUCAACAAGAGUCUCCUGGCCCUGAAGGAAUGCAUCAGGGCUCUGGGCCAGAACAAGGCUCACACCCCGUUCCGAGAGAGCAAGCUGACGCAGGUGCUGAGGGAUUCCUUCAUUGGGGAGAAUUCGAGGACCUGCAUGAUUUCCAUGAUCUCACCAGGCAUUAGCUCCUGCGAAUAUACUCUGAACACACUCAGAUACGCAGACAGAGUCAAAGAACUGAGCCCCCACAUCGGGCCGAGUGGAGAGCAGCCGAUGCAGAUGGAGACAGACGAGACCGAAGCCAGCUCUGCCGGGGCCCUGGCCACGAACAGCUUCUCCAAGGAGGAGGAGGAAUUGUCUUCCCAGAUGUCCAGCUUUAAUGAAACUAUGACUCAGAUCAGGGAGCUGGAGGAAAGGGCUGUGGAGGAGCUCAAGGAGAUCGCACAGCUCGGACCAGGCUGGCUUGAGCUCUCUGUGAUGACUGAGCAACCAGACUAUGACCUGGAGGUUUUUGUAACCAGAGCCGAGUCUGCCCUGGCCCAGCAAGCCAAGCACUUUGCAGCCCUGCAAGAGGUCCUCAAGGCCUUGCGCCUGGCCAUGCAUCAGGAAGAGCAGGUGAGCAAACAGACGCGCAGCAAGAAACGGCCCCAGUGACGACGGCAAAUAAAGAUCUGUUUGGUUCCCCUGGCGCCUCCCCUCUGGCCCCUCCCGGCGAGCUCUGGGCACCUGGUGGGUUGGCAGGGUCUGAAUUGGGGUGGGUUUGGUAAAUGCCAGGUGUGGGAGCACCUGGGGCAGGGACGCUACUUUCCUUUCCCUCAACUGGGAGUGAGAGAAAGGAGCUUCUCGUUGCCCUGUGAGCCGCCCUGUUCUUCCUUGAGAGCGCUGCCCAGACCGAGUGUCCCUGGGCAGCAUGCAGGGACACUGUGCAGCUUCUGGUGGCCUCUCCUCGGGCUUAUCCAGCCCUCUGGGAGGAAGAGGAGCCUUUCAGCCCUCAGGGCUGCCAUCUACACCCUUGGUCCGUGCCUUGCAUGUUUUGUACUUUAAAAAAAAAAAGUUUUGGGUCUUCCUUCCUUGGCAAUUUUUGAGGGUCGACAGGGUCCCUACUGUACUGUUUUAUGUAUUUAUGCACCGUGUUUAACAAUAAAGCAAGAGAAGAAAA